Molecule: messenger RNA, 5323 nt
Organism: Menidia menidia (Atlantic silverside)
Lineage: Eukaryota; Metazoa; Chordata; Actinopteri; Atheriniformes; Atherinopsidae
Source: the annotation of a GenBank genome assembly
CCUGUGGGGUGGCACACCUGUCACGCGGCGGCAUUCCUCUGCCUCCCUUUUUCGCUCCCUCGACGGGUGAAUUCCACAUUCGGUAACGGGAAUGACACGGCGUUAAAGCACCAUGGCCGGCCUGGGGACCAAAGCCAAUGGAAGACGCGGGCAACAUAUUAUUAGGUGGACCAAAUUCCCCGUUACACCCUUAGGCAACCGUCACGGCAAACGUGGAUUUAGAAGUUUGUUCGUUUUUACGCUUUUUAUACCAACGGUCUGAGGAGAUUUAAAAAGUUUUACCGUUCUUGUGUAGUCACUUGGGCUUCAGAUAUGGCUCUAUCCCAGAUACAGUGCUUGGAUGAUAAGAACAUCAACCCGAGGACGCACGAGGCGAAGCCAGAGUUCCUGUACUGCGAGGACCAGCGGCUCGCGCUCGAGGCGCUCCUGCGAGAUGGUCGCGAGGCGUUUGCUAAGUACCUGGAGUCUCGCGGCCUACGGGGUUUCCUCUCGGACUCGGAGCUGGAGAGUCUGGCCGGUGGAGUCGAACCUUUCGACCCGGGCUCGGAGCUUAUGCCGGACAAUGUCACGGACGACCCGACCCCGCUUUCCCUGCACUACUGGCCGGAGCUUUCGGACACCUCCAUCCCGCAGAUGGACCUGGGCUGGCCGGACAGCAGCUCGUACCGGGGGGUGACACGCGCCACGGUGUACACCCAGCCGCCCCUAGACGGCCAGGGCCACAUCAAAGAGGUGGUCAGGAAAAUGAUUGCACAGGCCCAGAAGGUAAUCGCCGUGGCAAUGGAUGUCUUCACCGACGUCGACAUCUUCAGAGAUUUGCUGGAAGCUGGUUUCAGAAGGAGGGUGUCUGUUUAUAUCCUGCUGGAGCGCGCGACACUGCCUCACUUCCUGUCUAUGUGUCAGAGGGCCAGCAUGCACGCCGGCCACCUCAAAUAUCUCCGGGUACGCUGCUCUGAAGGUGCACAGUUCCACACUCGACACUGCACAAAGGUCAGGGGGAGAAUGGGGCACAGAUUCAUGUUCCUUGAUGGAGACAAAGCUGUGUCUGGGUCGUACAGUUUUACCUGGAUGUCCUCACGGCUGGAUAGACACCUCAUGACUGUGAUCACGGGCCAGGGCGUGGAUCCCUUUGACCAACUGUUUCGCUUCCUUUACAUGACUUCCGAGUUUGUUGACCUAAAGCAGGUGGCAACGGAGCUGGAGCCUGAGCCGGAACUGCGCCCUCAGCUCGCACCUGUGGCUCCCCCUUCUGCUGAUGUUGCAAGAAAACUGUACAACCCCAAAUAUGCCCUGGUUGCCCUGAGCAACCCCAGCCCCACUAACUCUGCUGCUCAGGAAAGCCCCAAAGGGCCCGCAACAUCACAUAACUCCAAGAAGCAGAAGAGGGCCAGAGAGGAAGCCACACAGGAUGCUCCUCCCCUCCACCCAGGAUUAAUCAAUCUAGAGAAAGUAUACCUGAUAUCAUACUUGCCCACCUGGCCUGAACCUGACCCGCCAAGUGAUGUGAUAGGCUUCAUUAACAUUCGAGAUACCAGCAAACCGACUCAGGUUCAUCUACAGCGCUCUGAAAUGUUUGAAACCAGCCAAGCAAUCAGGUUUAGCAGCCCAAUCAGCAAACCACAGGUGUCUUUGCCAGAAGUCGCAACGCCCAGACGGCUCACCGUUGAAUGUGAAGAGGUUGAUAAACUCCAGCUAUCGCAAAGUAAAUCAGAGGCUGUAGAAUCGGUGGUGGAUAGAGCAAAGCUAGCACAAAACGAUGCGGGUCAUGGGGACAUUGGAGGUAGAGACAAGACACCAAAACAAAAAUCCCCUCCAUGUAGUAAAAAGUCAGAGCCUGGCAAGGACAAAGCCAAUGCUCUUAAGACUGAGAUUAAACUAAUUUCAAACACAGUCUCAAAUCCAGAGACAGGUAACGGCAAACUGAGUCAUCUGAGUGCACAUGAGACUACCCAAUCCAGCUGUAGAGAAUCUGCCCCCAAUAAUUGUAGGCCUUCACAGAAAGCCCAGACUACAUCUUUUGAAAAUGUAGAGUCAGACUCAGUGGCAGAAUCAAACGCUAAAAAAGAAGAUGAAACUGGAACAAGCUUAAAAAAAAAAAGGGCUGUUGUGUGUGAUGCCACUGAUUUAAACCCAGAAGACACAAUAGAAAAACCGUCUGUGGCUCAUACAGAUUCAAACGCAAAUGCUAUUAACAGGAUACCUCAAAUGACUCAUAACCUCCAGACUCCCAAUGUCCAUGAGCACAGUUCCCCAUCCUCUGCUUCUACAUUGCAGUUUGAAUGUUCCACCUUCCUUUCCAAAAAUAACCUCAUUACUACAGUGCACUCAAGCACAGCUUCCAGUUCUUGCACUUCUGCUCCCUCUAGCAGCUCCCAUUCCUCUUUUCCUUCUCCUACUUCCACUUUUACAUCACCAAAUCCUCCCUCUCCUUCAUCCACGUCUUCUUGUUCAGGUCCUCCCAUCCCUAAGCAGAGUACUGUGAAGACAGGACUCAAAGAUAGCAGCAUCAGCGACGCCCACAAACUGCCAGAAAUCAGUGUUGUGAGGAGUCCUAAUGCCAGCACAGGGCCACAGGCGCUCCAGAUGUCAGCGCCUCUUGUAAAGAGGCCUGAAAGUGCCCCUGACCUGCGGCCCAGCAGUGCCAGGAAAGCAGGAGAUCAUAAAGAUACCGAAAACACAUAUAAUCCCCAAGUAACCCCACAGCAAAGAAAGGGUAGGACUUCCCUAGAGAGGAGUAAAGGAGCUGACGGACAAUGUGAAGGCAGAACCGGUGCGCCAUCAGUCACUGGAAUCAAACUACAAACACAGUCAGAUGCUUUGAUUACUGAUGCACCCAAGCCAGCCUUUUGCGAUGCUCUUAAGAUGAGUCAGGAAGAUGUAGAUUCCAAGACUUCCACAUCUACAAAUUCCGGGACAGACUGUGUGUUCUUAGCAGAGCCAGACAUUAAGGCCUCAGAAUUUUCCGGAGUGCCAAAUAUGACACAAUGCCAAGCAGACCUUCCAAAAGUGAAUGAGCCUCAGAGAACAUCGUAUCGUAAACUGACAUCACAGGAUGUGGGUGUGUUGGGGACGGUGGACUCCUCAGAAGCCCCUGUUCACUGUAUGGACACAUUUGUUGCAGAUGCACAAGUCAUCAAACCUGCACACUGCACAGACUCCCCAAAACAAAGCACACACACUGUGUUGAAAGGUCGCACCCACACACCUGUAAAAGCCCUCACUUUACAACUCUCCGCCAAGCAGUCGCCAUCCCCCGAGCGAGGCCUGACUCAGGAGGAGUCUCCUUCACAUCCGUCCAGCUCAGGUUCAGGAACAACCUCUCCCGUUCCACGACUACGCACGCCAGACGUCCAGACACCAACACCUGACAGUGAUGGUUACAUCUCGCCCAGACAGGACUCCACCACUUCUGAGGAGUAUUAUGAAUGUAGUGACUCUCCUUUCCCUGAGCCCGUUCUUGAUCAAAGCGCUUAUCAAAACCAUGGGGAAGAGGAGAAUUUGAUCAGCCUCCCACACUGGAGUAUGCCCAAAGAUGGCAGUGCUGGUUCUAAUCCGGCAUACCUGACUUACAGCCUCGGUGCUGCGACAUUAAGCUCCACAGAACAAUACAGUUCUAACAGUGAGACUUCAUCAAGGACUUCUGUCGUCUCCUCUUCUUCUUUAAUUGGGACAAAAGGUCACAGCAGAGAGCCAGAGGACCCAAAUGAAGAAAACGAGAAACCAGAGGACAUAAAACCAGAGGACCUGAGUCAUGCAGGGAAGAAGAAGAAAGAGCAAGAAUCCCAGGGGAUUGAAGGGGCAAGCAGUGAUUGGGCUGGUGGGAUGGUGGUGCAUUUUGAACAAGACGAUUCAAUAGAAACAGCUUUGAAAGGCCAAGAAGUCCAGGCUGCUCAGACAAAGAGGGGGCAGAACCACCCCGCGCCACAGAGAGAGGCUGAUAGAGGAGCGACUGCUGGAAAAUCAACCCGUCAGGAGACAGAGCAGAGGCAGUCGUUAACUGAAGGGCUCAAACCGACGAUUGUUGCUUCUGAAGGAGAGAAAAAAGAGAAAACAUCCUCAGGGGGGGAAAAAGCAUGGAACGAGGGGGCGCUAAGACCCGGCGAUGAAGAGAGUAACAAGAGCCAGUCACACAGAGAGACAAAGGCACAGAAGUCCACACACACCUCCCCCAAACCCCAUCCUGCCCAUGAGCAGAACUCUGGGUCCUCCUCAUCCAGCCGACCACAGAAGCCCCGACUCCUCUCAGCUUCUCAAGCCUCUCCUUCAGGGAGCCGUGAACUGAACCCAACUGACAACAAAACGCUCCCCGGCAGUCCCAAGCUCACGGAUAAUUUCUCAUCUGCUCGUAGACAGCCCAGGCCAGCCUCCACUGUCCCAGCAGGUGCGGUUGGGUCUGCGGCCGGGAGGAGACAGGUCUCCCAAAGCCAGCAGACCAUCCCCGCUCGACAACCUCCAGCACCACAGAUGAGGGCAAAGACCAGCCAACCUCAGAGCCAGACGCCUCAGCAAAAGCCCCCGGCCUCCUUUCUCUACACGCAUGCUAAGCUACAGUCCUCACUCCCCCCUAAUCCCACCGUGGAUAUGGUACCCGCACAGGAGGCCCAGGCACAGGUUAGUGCUCCAUUUAGCCUGACCUUCGGCAGGCUUCACAGUUUUAAAAGCAAAAAGAGCAAGACGCCCGUACAGGGAAAGAGAGGCAGCAGCAGCCCCCCAGUGAAGGGACGCAAAAGCACAAGCUAGCGUGGCUGCGCCAGUCCGUCUGUCCUCAGGGUUUCUGUUACCGGAAGCAAAGUUUUGUGAAGUGUUUUUAUGUUCCUUCUUUUGACAUAAUUUAAUAAUUCCUCUCAAACAAAAACUCCCACUCCCUCACAACUUGUACAUUGAGCUUCUUUCUUCAGGUUACAACCACCACCCCAUUAAUAGCCAACAGAUCUGGAGCUGAUGGCUCCUUUUUCAGCCUGUUGCUCUCAAAUGUUGACAGCUGAAUAAUAGAGCUGCUUGCCAUUAGUAUUUCUUUCUUUUUUUCCUGAAAAACUAAAUACAUACUGGGUUUUCCCCAGCUUUCAUAGUAAAAGGGCUAAAAUAAAUAAAUCAGAAAAAGUUUUUAUGUAAUAUAAGUAAAAAUCUGUAUAUCUAUUUUUUGCAGCGAUAAGAUCAGUGUUUGUAGUGGCGUGAUGCAAAUGAGGGGUUGGUCCAUUUGCAGGUUUUCAGUUUUUUUGUCAGUUGACACAUGAACGCAAUCCAGUGCCUCAUGCUGCUGUCUUUUAUCAUGUGUUUUUGUGUAUUCAGAAAGGUAUUCAAUAAAAUAAAAACAGAUUCUGAA